GGAGACAAUGGCUUUGAGAAGCCUCUCUGCUGUAUAUUGGGUGACCCUUAUCAUUCAUCUUCUCAUUGCAGCCUCAGGCAAAGGCUUUAGCAUCAAGCUAAUCCCAAGAUCCUCCAUUGAUACAACUCUCUUCCCCAGAAACCUCUCUCUUGAAGAACAUCAUUCUAGAAUAGCUCAACUCUCCAGAGCUCGAGCUCUUCAAUACAAAUACUCCAUGAAUUCUACAUUAAUGGAGAAAACAGAGCAAGGCAUUGAGACACUGCGACCUUGGAUUGUGAUGGCUUGGACUAGCCUUUACAUGGCUCAAAUGUUCAUUGGCUCAGAAGCUUACACUACGUACUUGUUGGUCGACACCGGCUCCGAUGACACGUGGAUUCAAGCCGACGGCUGCACCAUCUGUUUCCCCCUCUUAGGCGGAAAUUUCAAUUACCAUGAAUCCAAGACGUACCAUGCCGUGUCUUGUGAUCAUCCCCUCUGUGUUCCCAAAAUAUGUCACGAAGGUCUAUGCCUUUACGAGUCCGCCUACAUAGGAGGUAGUAGCACGAGGGGCAUCGUUUCAGCUGACAACUUCACAUUCCCAGCCAAUGGAGGAUUUGCAAGCUUCCAAAAUGUGGUGUUCGGGUGUGGCUUCGACAACCGAAACAUAGUAUUUGGUGGAAACAUUGGACCAAACAAUGUCAUAGCAGGAAUUUUUGGCUUAGGGUCUGGGAGAAGGUCAAUCCUAAGACAACUAGGCCCUGUCACCAACCAACGCUUCUCUUAUUGCCUCCCUUCAUGGACCACGGCACAGGGAACCUACACAUACUUGCGCUUUGGCCCUGAUGCACAAAUAAGAGGAGAUGCUCAAAGAAUAGUACAAACAACCCCCAUGCUGCCAGGAAUUCCCAGAUACUAUGUGAACAUGUUGGGAAUCAGCAUCGAUGCAGUGCGGCUUCCAAUCGAUCCGACCGUGUUUAAGCUGAACGAUGACGGUACAGGGGGUUUCGUCCUUGAUUCGGGAAGCGGGCAAUCUUUUCUUGUUCCAGGUGCGUAUAAUGUGGUGAAAGGUGAGAUGGUGAAGAACUUGCAGAGAUAUGGAUGGAAUCCUAUAGAGGGAGAGCAAGUGCCAUAUGAUAUUUGCUAUAAAGUCAUUUCAGCUGUGAAUCAUACGGCCUUGCCAUCUAUGACUUUUCAUUUUAUGGGAGCAGAGCUUGUCGUGGAUUCUAAAGCAGUGUUCCAAGUAUUUGAUGAUAUGUUUUGCAUGGCUAUCCUGCCUAUUUAUCAACAGGGACCAAAUAUUCUGGGGGCAUUUCAGCAGGCAAAUCAUCGGUUCUUGUUUGAUGUUAGAGCAUCUACAAUGUCGUUUGUUCAAGAGACUUGUCAAUCUAAUUGAAAGCUUAAUGCUUCCUGCUUGUGAUGGUUUGAUCAAAGGAUGAAUAAUAUUUGGAGACAAUGAUGAUCCUGAUUGG
Messenger RNA from Corylus avellana, 1448 nucleotides. RefSeq names its product aspartic proteinase nepenthesin-1-like. The record is from RefSeq and is a predicted model, not a curated record. Gene Ontology annotation, biological process: proteolysis. NCBI's taxonomy places the organism in Eukaryota, Viridiplantae, Streptophyta, Magnoliopsida, Fagales, Betulaceae. Gene Ontology annotation, molecular function: aspartic-type endopeptidase activity.